Triticum dicoccoides is the source of this 3734-nucleotide messenger RNA. RefSeq lists its product as uncharacterized. The coding region runs from base 362 to 973 and encodes 203 amino acids. The record is from RefSeq and is a predicted model, not a curated record. The transcript has 3 exons. Lineage: Eukaryota; Viridiplantae; Streptophyta; Magnoliopsida; Poales; Poaceae.
CCCACCCCUUCCUUCUCCACACAAACCAAUCCUCCUCUCCGCCGGCGGCAAUGGAUCUCUUCGGUGGGGCUGGUGGCGGCGUGAUGCUGUCAGAUAUGUACCAGAGCACGGGGCCGUUGCAGGGCAGGGGAGAAGCAAAGCAGGGCAGCGGAGCCGCUGCGGCCCAGCACCGGUGGCCUCCCCCUGCUCUCGUGUCGCGCAGCCCCUCUAAGACCGCUUCCCCAUCCACGACGUCGAGCUGGGAGGUAGCCUCCUUCUCCAUGCUCGCGCGCUCGCUCCUGUAGAGGAGCCACCCUGCUUCUUCUCCACACGGCGCUGGUGGUGGGGUCUGGCCAGCGACGCCAAGAUCUGCUGCGGCGCGAUGCCGACGUGGUCCAAGAAGAAGAACACUGAGAUGGUGCUCGUCAACGCGGAGAAGAAGGGCUCCGAGAUGGCGCUCGUGGAGGCCGAGAAGAAGGGCUACGAGAUGGCGCUCGUCGACGCCGAGAAGGAUCUCAUGGUGGCCGUAAAGAACUCCGAGGAGACACUCGUGGUGGGCGAGAAGAACUCCAAGAAGGCGCUCGUGGAGCCCGAUUGGGAUCAGCUCCUCCAAGAUCUCAUGGCGAGGCUCUCUUUCGCGCCCAAGAAGGAUCCCGUGGUUGCAGAUGAGGAGCUGUCCAUGAGGGACCUUGAGCUGACCGUGGAGGAGCUCGACCUGCUCCAGCAAGCAGCGAUCGACCUUGCUUCUCUCAAGACCAAAGAGGCGGGGGAGUUCGCCUCUGCGGCUGCGUGCUUUAAGUCCACCAAGGAGUCAUCUUCCAUCCACGAGCCUGAGCCCACCAAGGAGCCGAUUUCCACCGGCGAUCUUGAUUAUAUUCUGUCCAAGCUGCUUUGGCCAAUGGAGGUGUUACUCAAGUCCGCAUUGUCCGGAUUUGGCUAUCUCUCUCUCUCUCUCGGUUUCUCUGUCUCAAUCUCAUACAGGAGGUGGAGCUAGCCCUGCACGGAUCUGCUAUCCCUGCACACACCAUCAAGAUCAUGAUGUACCAGCUCUGCAAGGGCGUUGCUUUCUGCCACGGACACGGUGUCCGGCACCAUGACCUCGAGCCACACAACCUGCUCAUGGGUGGAUGGGCAGGUAUCCUAUGGUGCCUCCCCCACGCCCGAGGUCCUCCGCUCCGCAAGAUCCGGCCUCCUCCUCGGUCCUGCCCGACACGCUCGACCGGGGCUACUCCACGCCCAAGUAGGAGUGGUGUUGCACUAAAACAGGGAGUACAAAUCUCCACCUUUGCAUGCUUAGUUAACUUCUGAAAAGAUAUGGCAGUAGUACUUGUAUCUCUGCAUGUUUGAGCACUCGAGGAGUACUUCAAAAUGGAGUAGCUUAAUUCACUGAAUUUGGUUGUAGUACUAGUUGAUUCACUGAAAAGAUUUAGUAAUGAGUUGAAAAUGUGAUGAUUUAGCUCACUUUCUUAAUGUGAUGCUGCCGCUAUACACCAUAAAUUACUGAACAUUUGUUAACACUCCUAAAAUGCAGUAUUUGCUCCUGGAGUAUUUAGAGAUUCAGUUUCCUACUCCAAAUUUGUUGCUGGAGUAUUUGCAUCUUCCUACUGUCAACAUUGAUGCUUUCUUCAAAUUUAUGAGAAAGAUGUUCUGUUUUUGCUUCAUGUUCCAUCUAUAGAUGGAUUAUUUGUACUGCAUGAGCUGAUGGAGUAGAUGGAUGUUUACUCCUACAAACUGUAUCAAAUAAACUACUCCAUGUCAAAUAAACUAUUCCAUGUCAAAUAAACCUUGCUAUGUGAAUCUUUUCAUUAAUUAAAUUUGUACUGCUUGGAGUAGCCUGCUUGGAGUACUUCUUUUCAUGGAGCUGCUUGCAGUAAUUUCUGAUUUGCAGUCAGAUUAGCUUGGAGCAGUAGCAUUGCUUGCUCUGCUAUUCUCUUCUCUUCUCUUCUUUUAAUUAAAAUUAACUAAACCUUUUCCUUUAGUAAAAUUAGGUAAAACUUUCCUAGUUAAUUAAAAUUAACUGAAACUAUUCCUUUAAUGCUUGCAUAAACUUUUUUAAAGAUGAAUUGGAGUACUCCUUUAAUGAAGGUUUUGUGUAGUCUAUUGCUUGCAUCAGUACUUUUAAAAAUAAAUGAAUUAUUUCAUUUAAGUGUACUCUGGACAGCAGUAGUAUAGCACUUGCUGCUGCUGUUAAGCUUGCAUCAGUACUGGUUGCAGUAGUUUAGUGUAGGACAACAGUAGUAUAGGACUUGUUGCUGUUAAGUUUUUCUUUCUCUUCUCUCUUCUCUUCUCUGUGUCUGCUGGAGUAAAAUUUUCCAGUAUACUCCUAGGAGUAAAAUUUCUAUGCUGGAGUAGGAAUUGCUCUCAGGAGUAGCAGUAGUGAUUUGUUUAACUGCAGCAACAACAGCAGUGCAUAUCAAUUUAUCAUGCUAACAACAGUAGUGCACAACCAAUUUGGAACUGAAGCAUAUCAAUACAGUAGUGCACAAAGUUCAUCAAACAUCAUGCAAGUUCGAUGCAUAUCAAUUUAUCAUGCUGACAACAGAAGCAUGUGGACCUAUCAUCGCGAUUUUGUAUUUCAGUUUGUGGUAAUCUAAUGAUGUUUGAUGUCUAUUGGUUGCUGUAUAUGGUUAAGAUGAAUUGAAUCCUGUUGUUUUCUUUUUUAUGUACACACAUGCAGAUGGUUGACACUCAUGAAUAGCAAGCAACCAUACUAGUUACUACCUAGGUGUUCUAGAGAUUGUUGUAUUAUUUAUGUUCUUUUUACUCCCAGAAUUAUUAUGCGUUCAUACUGUCAUCACAUUGCCUGUUUUUCUUGCUGCAUACAUGUAUCUCAAGCAUUGUGUUGUAUUAUUUAUGUUCUUUUUACUCCCAGAAUUAUUGUGCGCCCAUACUGUCAUCACAUUGCCUGUCUUUCUUGCUGCAUACAUGUAUCUCAAGCAUUGUACUUCUGUGUUUGCUUAGGCGGAUAACUACUAAGUGAUUACAAUUAAUGUGUACUUGUGAAUUCUAAGCUUAUAUUGGUGUCUCACGAUCACUUGAAUCUAAUCUUAUCAUGUUCUAGUUAUUAUUUGCUUCUGUUGCUUCUAUAUACACAUGUAUGUAUGUUUAGCUAUUCACAUGUAUGUAUGUUUAGUUAUUCGACAUGCUUCUGAAAUUGACUGUGGUUUUAGACCGGAACACUAUGCUUGUUCAAAGAGUGUCCAUGUUGUGUGAUAUAUGAUGUUGUUAUGUUGUGCAUCUCUCUUUUGUUGCGUGAUGCAUCAUUGUAGAUAUGCUUGAUAGAGUAAAUGAUUUCAGUUCUAGUUCUGGGUCCAAUGCAAACAUUACUGUUAACUGUCAAGUUGAUUCUAAAAUGUCUCAUUAAGUUCAUUUCAUAUGGUUAUUUCUAGAUUUAGUACCAAUUUAUUGUUGACCUGGCCUAUGCUCUGUACCUUGCUCUGUACCAAUUUAUUCCAUUAUUCUGUUAUUUACUGUUAAAUAUGUUGUUAGAUUUACUUUUAUUUUGUUCCUAAACAUUUUGUUCUAUAACAUGCAGAUGCUGGCCUUUCAUGUUUCUUUGCGAGUAUGAGGACAAAGAAGUCGGAGGAAGCAUAGUUCUAGCUCAUUGGAGCUAAUUCUGAUAGUAGUAUGAUGUAGCAGAACUUGGCUCAUGUGAUAGUACACUUGGUAGAGCUUGUUAUCUGAUUGUAUACUUGUAGAGCUUGUUAUUUGAUUGUAAUCUUGAUGUUGAUCACAUUUGUAUGUGUGUUGUAUGA